Messenger RNA from Polyodon spathula (Mississippi paddlefish), 4284 nucleotides. Its product is annotated as myosin light chain kinase 2, skeletal/cardiac muscle-like. Bases 394 to 2937 code for a protein of 847 amino acids. The transcript is spliced from 13 exons. Gene Ontology annotation, molecular function: ATP binding; protein serine/threonine kinase activity. Gene Ontology annotation, biological process: positive regulation of apoptotic process; intracellular signal transduction; protein phosphorylation. Gene Ontology annotation, cellular component: cytoplasm; nucleus. NCBI's taxonomy places the organism in Eukaryota, Metazoa, Chordata, Actinopteri, Acipenseriformes, Polyodontidae. The record is from RefSeq and is a predicted model, not a curated record.
UCCUAAUACCUACUCAGGGCUAGAGAGGUAAGGAACAUUCAUAUAGAAAACAGGGACAACUGGGAAAGGGUCUGAGUAGGCUGGAUGGACCAAUGACAAUAUAAAGAUGUAUUAUGCUGCAUGGUUACACCUACAUUUGUUGGCUACUUGGAUUUUAUGUGCACGAGGAAGUAGUUUUCUUUCUUUUGUGAAAAGACACCACAAUCUGAUGUCGACCCGAAGAAAAAUUUCCCAUGCAACCAACCUAUUUUGAAGAAACGGAAAAAGGAGAAUUGCUUAACAUUCCUUUUUGGAAAAUUGAGCAAUUGUUUCUCUCAUCAGUUUUUAUUUCCAAAGCUCACCACCUGAGGACUUUGUGAACUUUGUUGACAGAGCGGAUUUUAAAUAACAGAUAUGAGUACUCCCGUGAAGCAGAAUUCCACUUUGGUCCACUCAAUGGCAAAGGCCUAUGACCCUAAACCCAUGAAAAACCAAGGGCCUAACACCACCACUGGCACCAUACACAGGCUACCUGUGGUGUCAAGCAAAAAUUUUGUGGACAGCUCCAACCUAAUGGAUAUCAAGAUUGACUCUUUGAGCUGCAAAGUGGACAAACUCAUUACCAUUCAAGAAAAAGUUCUCCUUAAGCUGGACAGCAUGUCGGAGGAUAUUGUUGAAAUCAAAAAUGAUGUAGAGAUAUUGAAGGUGGACAAAGAAGAAACCAUCCAUGCUAGCAGCAGACCCCAGGAGGUGGAAACCUCCAAGGGGAUUAAAGAUAUAUGCAUAGAAAUGAUGAAUAUGCUGGCCACUGUGAACCACAGAACAGAGCAGGAGGCAACAAGAUUGGAUAGAAUGGAGAAAAUAGUUUUUGGCAUCCAGCAGGUCAUAAGCUUCAUCGGAGAAACUGUUAAGAAUUCCAGAAUUCUCGAGCUCAUUCUUAAAGGCCCGGUUUUUCCAAACCGGAGUGUUGUCAAUGAGGAGAGCAUGGAAAACAAAAAGAAUAAACAAAUCAGGACCAAGAAACAUGCGUCCCCUGACAAAAGUGCGGCCGUGAAUAAGAACAACAAAAAGCUGGGGAAUCAAAAAGCAAAAGAUGUAAAGGAAAAGUCACACUCAAGUCUUAAGAGAUUGAAAUCACAGCAAAAGAAGAAACCCCCAGAUGCUACAGGGGCUGCUCAGAAAAAGCAUUGUUUAUUGGAUGUAAAAGUUCAAAAGCUAAACAAACAAAAUGUUGAAAAAUCAGAAAAGGUUCCUUUGCCACAAAAAAAUACUCAAGUGGCAGAAGAGGAGGACUUGAUAUGGCAGUCUGCUGCUGUCCACACACAGACACAAGAGUUACUUGUUCCAGUCACUUCCAAUAAUUUAGCCAAUACCAGUGCCUGUCCUGCUGAAGACAGAAAGCAGGAGAUGGUCACCACUGAGGUGGACAGCCAAAAGAAACAAGCUCUUACAUCACUAGUGUCUGGUGGUGUAGGACUUGAAGAUGUAGUGCAGGAGGGGCAAGGAGACCUUGAGGAAGCAUCCAAAACUAGGGAUCAGGAGGAAGGUAUAGAAGAGAAAGAGGCGGAAUUCCUGUCAGGUACAGAACUUGAAGAUGAAGAAGAUGGGGAUCAAGAAGCUGCAGAUGAUGAACAAAGAGAAGCAGAGGCAGAAGAAACAACAGAAGCAGAUGAAGUUCCCCCAAAAGAUGAAUCAGCUCCAAAGACUUGCCUUUUGGAAGGUGCAGAUAAAACAGAAAAUGGGCAACUUGCAGAAAGUCAGCGCUAUGAAAUCAUUGGUGGGAUAAACCAAAAUUGCACAAUGAUGCUUCACAGGUAUGAGGACAGUGAAAAUGAAGUACUGUUAUCAGUAGAAGCAGAAGGAGAUCAGGCCAGUGAAACUGAACACCUGGGGGAGACCACCGGCAGCAAGCGGAGAGUGUCCAAGGAGGAUCUGGUGAAGGAUGACAACAAGAAAAGCCGAAUGGAGUCUGAGAGUGAAGAACCGCAGCCAGAGGAGAUUCUAGAGCCAGCCCAGUCCGAAUGUGUUGCUGAGGAGACCAAUGAAACAUGCAUUUCCUUAGAGGAGAACAACAAUAACCGGAAUUUAAAGUUAACUAUUGAUAUCAGCCCUCCACCUCCAGCUCCCUUUGACCACCGUGUUGUCUCUGCUAAACCAGUUCAGAUAAUCAACUUUUACACCCUCAACAAGAAGGAGAUUCUCGGAGGGCCUUCAAAGCCCAGAGAUCUGGAGGAAGUAAAGAAUGAAAUACAAGUAAUGAACCAGCUGAACCAUGCCAACCUUAUCAAGCUGUAUGCAGCAUUUGAAUCCAAAAAUGACCUGAUACUGGUUAUGGAAUAUGUGGAUGGAGGAGAACUUUUUGACAGAAUUAUUGAUGAAAACCAUUAUCUAACAGAGCUGGACACAGUCAUAUUUAUCAAACAGAUCUGUGAUGGAGUCCAAUAUAUGCACCAGAUGUACAUUCUCCACUUAGACUUGAAGCCUGAAAAUAUCCUAUGUGUGAACCGAGCCACCAAUAAGAUAAAGAUAAUUGACUUUGGUUUAGCAAGAAGAUACAAACCAAGAGAAAAGCUAAAAGUGAAUUUCGGAACAGCAGAAUUCCUUGCUCCUGAGGUUGUGAACUAUGACUUUGUCUCGUUUCCUACAGACAUGUGGAGUUUAGGAGUGAUUACAUACAUGUUACUCAGUGGCCUAUCUCCGUUUCUUGGAGAGGAUGACAACGAGACACUAAAUAACAUAUUGGCUUGUCAGUGGGACUUUGAAGAAGAAGAAUUUGGAAACAUCUCAGAGGAAGCCAAGGACUUUAUUUCAAAGCUCCUUAUCAAAAACAAGUGUUGGAGGAUAAGUGCAACAGAGGCUCUCAAACACCCCUGGUUAUCUGACCCCUGUCUUCACUUCAGACUUCAGCACCAGAACAACAAGUGCCACUCAUCACGUGCACCACCUUCAGAGGAGUAACAUUAAAAAAAAAAAAAAAAACUGAACUGUUUAAGGUAUAUCUCCAAAUACUUUGAUGAACAUAACCAAAAAACCCCAACAUUUUGUUUAAAGUAAUUAUCUGAAAAUGUCUACAGAUAAAAAUCAAUGUACCUUAUAUAGAAACAAUACAUGGUAGUGAGAACACAUGUUUUCAAAAUGCUGUCUGCUAUGUUAACUAAUAUUAUUUGUCAAUAGUUUUAUAACAUUACUUGUUUAAUUUUCCUUUCAUAAAAAUGGUACAAAUUGCACAUCUUGUAAACACCUUGAUUAGUCUAACCCAGUAUAUUAGCACUGGAGUCCAUGUGAUUUAUUUUUAAAGACACAGAGUGUUUACUGCAGUCUCUAAUUAACUCCUAUUUUUCGAUAGAUAAAAUUCAACAGCAAUAGAUGAAACUAAGAAACAAAUAACUUGAGAGGGCUUAAGAGACCUUCAAUCAAAGGACUUAGAUGUUUGACACUACUUUGGUAAAGUCAGUAGGUGUUUUUCUACUUUCAGAAAAUGGGAGUUAAUUAAAGUCUGUCAUAUUAUUCAUAUUUAACUGUACUCAAAAGUGCUAAAGUGAAAGGUUCUUAAAAGAGUAAGUAGUGUGCAGGGUUCCAAAAAAAAAACAAAAAAGAAAAAGGACAAACAGUUUCCCAAUCCGAAUAACGAGGCCAGGCAAUGUAUAUUUAAUUUCUGCUGGAUUAAAAAGAAAACAGUUGCUAUAGUGCAAUGUGGUUAUAAUCAGCAUUUAGACUAAUUGGAUACUAGGGUUUUCAUUAAAUAUGGUUUUGCUUUGCAAAGUGUAAAAGGCAUGUUUUUUUUAUUUUUUUUUAUUUGUAAAACAGAUACUCACAGAUUGCUAAUGUAUUCCUUAUUUAGGCAAGGUGUUUUGAAAUUACUGUAGGUGCAGUGAAAAAUUUUACUAAAAUAAAAAAAAAUCACAAACUGUAAAUCAUUACAUUGCUAGGCAGGUAGCAAUUUUGUUCUAGUGGUGUAAUUUUCUUUGUGUGUAUCAUGGGAAUGAACUGAGUGUGGGGGUUCGAAUUGUGUAAGCUACUGUAGGGGCACUUUACUAUGUAUUCAUUUUAUGUACGUGAGACACUCAAAACUGCUAGAUUUCAUAUACAGAGGGAACAUAAUGGAACAACACUUGCAUAUUGCAAGUUCAGAAAACUGGAAAAAAGUUAUGUUAUCUUAUACAAAAGCCAUAAAAAAAAAAAAAAAAAAAAAAAAAAAAAACUAGUGCAGGAUUUGUGUAUUGUUUUGGUUAGAUAGGAAUUUCUUUAGUGCUGGCCCAAUGUUAUGUGCAAAGUUAAAUUCACAAAAUAAAAAAGUGUUCAGUU